AUGCCUCCGGUCAAAGUGAAUGUUAAAUGGAAAGGAAAAAAUUAUGAGGUGGAACUUGAUACUGAUGCGUCAGCCAGUGAUUUCAAGGCUCAACUCUUUUCCAUGACCGAGGUUGAACCUAGCAGGCAAAAGAUCAUGAUUAAGGGUGGAAUUUUGAAGGAUGACACCGAUCUUAAAACACUCAAUAUUAAAGAGGGUGCUUCAAUUAUGUUACCAAAAGAACCGGCUAAAAAAACACUAUUUAUAGAAGAUAUGACAGAUAGGCAAUUGGCAGAAACUGUUAGUCAACUUAUAUUUUUAUCACAUAUCUUUAUCACACAGCUUAUUUUGAUGCUAAUUUCUCGUCUGAAAAACUUGGGUAAUACUUGCUAUAUGAAUGCCACUUUACAAUGUCUUCGUACCAUACCUGAAUUACAAGAAUCGCUGAACAGGUUUCCCAACAGUGUUACGAGUCCAGAUUUGCAGAUAACUCUUACAACAUCUUUACGUGAUCUUUAUAAACAGUUGAAUCGAACCACAGAAAGCUAUGUGCCAUUUACUUUCUUGCAGGCGCUUAGAAGUGCUUUUCCUCAAUUUGACCAACGUAACGCUAACGGUUACAUGCAACAAGACGCUGAAGAAUGUUGGACUCAAAUUGUUACUAGUUUGAAUAAUGCAAAUAUUCCAGUACAUAGACUACAGGAUGGCUCAACUUCAUCAGAAGGGUCAACAUCAUCAUCUUCAAAUGAUUAUUUUGUUAAACAUCAAAUUAUUAAUUUAAUCAUCAGUUUAAAGUGCGUCGACGCUCCAGAUGAACCGGAGUCUACCACUCAUUCGACUUUUACGAAGUUGAGCUGUAUUACUUCAGAAAAAGACUUAAAUUAUAUGCAAAGUGGCAUAUUAAUGGCCUUAGAUGAGAAUAUAGAAAAAGAUUCACCUAGUUUAGGUCACAUUGCCAAUUAUACUAAAAUUUCGCGUAUUAGUCGCCUACCUUCAUACCUUACAGUUGGAUUUGUGCGAUUCUGGUGGAAGAAUAAUCGUCAAAUUAGGACCAAGAUUACACGCAGAGUCCAAUUUCCUUUUGAUUAUGAUGCAUAUGAUUUAUGUACAGAUGAAUUAAAACAAAAAAUUGGACCUUUGAGAGCUCACAUCCUUGAACGCGAAAAAGAAAAAGAUAGUGCUAAGCGUAAAGCAAAACUCUCGGUGAAUUCCAACGAAAAGGAAACUGCCGAGUCUAAAAAUGACAGUAAUGUUAGUGAAGUUGAUGAAGAAGUCAAAAAAUUAAUUGAUCCAGAUUUAGAAAAAGAUAUUGGAGCUAAUGUGUCAGGAUUAUAUGAGCUUUGUGCCGUGCUUACUCACAUUGGACGGUCAGCAGAUUCUGGGCAUUACAUUGGUUGGGCGCGUAAACAUGAUUCACCUGAGGAGUGGGUAAAAUACGAUGAUGACAAAGUCUCAAUCGUGCCACAAUCAGAGAUUCAAAAGCUUGACGGUGGUGGUGGUAGUGCGUAUUGA
Molecule: messenger RNA, 1491 nt
Organism: Dentiscutata erythropus
Lineage: Eukaryota; Fungi; Glomeromycota; Glomeromycetes; Diversisporales; Gigasporaceae
Source: the annotation of a GenBank genome assembly